AUGGACUGCACCGAGCAGGAGAACCACAUCAGGGUGCCUCAUUACGGCGGCUGCCAGCUGAAGUUCGUGAACUUCGAGGCCGAGGAGAACACGGUUUCCCAUGAGACACAGGGCCUGAGCAAAGCGCAGCUGGUGGUCCGGCGGGGGAAACCGUUCAAGCUCACGCUGUUUUUCCGCGGCCGCUCGUGGAGCCCUCUGUUGGAGAGUCUGUGGCUGGAGGUCUGCUUAGGCCGUCUUUCAGAGAGGAUCCCAGUCCGGAUCUCUGACAGAAGCUGCUGCUCCCUGGCCUGGUGGGCAGCAGUCUACCCCGGGGAUGUUCACUCCCAGUCGGUCACCGUCCACCUGUGCUCCCCGGUUCAGUCCUCCGUGGCCACGUAUCAGCUGCUGCUCCACAUCGAGGACGCAAACUGCAGGAUGAGUUACGUGGUGGGAACGUUUGUGUUGCUCUGCAACCCUUGGCUGAAAGACGAUCCGGUAUACAUGCCGCUGGACGUCCACAUACAAGAGUAUGUCAAGAGCGAUUACGGGUUGAUUUACAUGGGCACACAUCUGAAUGUCAGGAGCCGGCCCUGGUCUUUUGGUCAGUAUGAGCCUGGAGUCCUGGAGGCAUGUCUGCAGCUCCUGCAGGUCAGUCCCCAGCAUCUCAGGGACCCAGACAAGGAUUUCCUUCGACGCGCAGACCCAGCUUACCUCAGCAGGGUGGUCUGUGCCAUGGUGAACUGUAAUGACGACAUGGGGAUUUUAGAGGGGCGGUGGCAGGGCAGCUACGCAGGCGGAGUCAAUCCCGUGGAGUGGAGCGGCAGCGCCGACAUCCUCCACCGCUGGGUCUCCUCCAACUGCAGCCCCGUGCGCUACGGACAGUGCUGGGUCUUUGCAUCCGUCCUCUGCACAGUGAUGAGAGUUUUGGGGAUCCCCUCCAGGGUGGUGACAGUUUUUAACUCGGCCCACGACAGCGACGGCAACGUGAAGAUCACCGAGUUUUACACGAGCACAGGAGAGAAGCUCGGCCUGUCGAAGGACAGCAUCUGGAACUUCCAUGUGUGGGUGGAGUGCUGGAUGAAGAGACCAGACCUGGGUGCCUUCUUUGACGGCUGGCAGGUGGUGGACCCGACCCCCCAGGAGAAAAGUGCAGGUAUAUUCUGCUGCGGGCCCUGUCCGGUUGCCGCCAUCCAGUCGCGCUUCCUCGGCGCCCCGUACGAUGCCUCCUUCAUCUUUGCUUCCGUGGACGCGGACGUUGUGCAGCUGAUUGUGCGAAACGGAGCGGUGGUGGGCCGCAGGGUGGACACCGAGUGUGUGGGACAGAGGAUCUACACCAAGAGCGUGAACUCGGACAGGCCGGAGAACCUGACGCAGACGUACAAAGGCAUGAAGAGAAGGCAACCAGUUCGUCGUGCCCACAGCCCAGAGAGAAGAGUUCCACGGUCAGUAAGGACAGAAGCCACGGAAGAGAGACUGAAGCCACGGUCGGCGGUUCUUUUCAACUCAUGUCCUGCUUUACUCUCGAGCACACCAAACAAUGCACCAGUGAUGAACACACUGUCUUCAGGAGAAAUACCCCCCGGUUUGGAGGUAUCCCUCAGCAUAGACGGGGUGCCGUUACUGGGCGAGAGCAUCCGGAUGUGUGUGACGGUAACAAACCAUCGGAGCAGCUCCAGAGUCCUGAGGGAGCACGUCAGCGCUCAGGUGAAAGAGUACAACAGAAGCCCUCAGGAGAGCUUCUGGACCGCUCACAGAGAGCUGCACCUGUCGCCCUGCCAAGCGUUGAAGCUUCACCACAUCAUCCCUCACCCCCAGUACGAGGCCAUCCUGACUGGUGAUCAGGUCGUUAAUGUGGCGGUGGUGAUAAAAGACUUGAAGACCAAAGAGAGAGUUUUGGCCGUGCAGGAGUUCAACAUGAGCCCCCCUCAGAUAUCCAUCCAGAUUGAAGGAGGAAACGGCAUCCAGAUGAACCAGGAGCACACAGCUCAGGUGUCCUUCACCAACCACUUCCCUGAGACUCUGAUCGGAGCCGUGCUCACCGUCAAGGCAUCCGGCCUGCUGCAGGCGGAUCAGGAGGCCAGGCUGCUGAUCCUGGAGCCAGGCGAGCAGAUCCAGAAGAAAGUGUCCAUCAAGGCCACGUCGCCGGGCACCAAGCUGCUCAUGGCCACGCUCUCACACGGCAGCAGCCCCAGCAUCGUGUCCAGGACCUUCCACAGAGUCUCUGUCACUGCAUGAAACCCACCUCCAAAUCCUCUCAGCAUAUUGCAGUAUUGGUGUAUUUUUCCUGAAAAUACUUUUGUUCCAUGUGUUUCAAGAAAAAAAUAAAUUCCAUUUAUUGAAAGAUCUCCUCAAUUCAGGCUUCUCUUCUGCUCAAGCAUUUGCACC
Messenger RNA from Salarias fasciatus (jewelled blenny), 2364 nucleotides. RefSeq names its product protein-glutamine gamma-glutamyltransferase 5-like. Bases 1 to 2214 code for a protein of 737 amino acids. Gene Ontology annotation, biological process: peptide cross-linking. Gene Ontology annotation, cellular component: mitochondrion. The record is from RefSeq and is a predicted model, not a curated record. Gene Ontology annotation, molecular function: protein-glutamine gamma-glutamyltransferase activity. The transcript has 16 exons. Lineage: Eukaryota; Metazoa; Chordata; Actinopteri; Blenniiformes; Blenniidae.